Molecule: messenger RNA, 2070 nt
Organism: Arachis stenosperma
Lineage: Eukaryota; Viridiplantae; Streptophyta; Magnoliopsida; Fabales; Fabaceae
Exons: 4
Coding region: 44-427 (127 amino acids)
Molecular function (GO): protein binding
Source: RefSeq, a predicted model, not a curated record
CGAACUAGAUACAUCUAGAAGUAGGCCUUCAUCAACAACAAAAAUGACUAAGCUUUGUCUCACUAAGAGAGGUUGGCUACAUGGAUCAAACACUUCCUCCCUGAUCCAUCUCAUGGCUGCUCUAACGCAAAAUCCUCUUUUAUGCAAGCUUUCAACUAGCUAUGUAAGCUAUGAAAUAAAGCUUAGCAUACACAGUGAUAUGUACAUUCGUGUUAAACGUAGUAAGACAACAUACUUCAUCAGGUGCAAGCCAACUGAUAAAAUUCUGGACAUAAAGCUUAAGUUGCAAGAACUUGUUGAUCAGCCUGCUAAUAACCAAAGGUUAAUCAUACCUGCUACAGGGGAAGUAUUAGAGGACUCGAGGACUCUGGCGGAUCAAAAGGUUGAAAAUGAUGCAGUUGUUGCACUGACCUUGAGAAAAGGUUGAAGGUGUUGGCAGUGGUUUGUGUCAACUUUGAAGGGAGGGUGGAAAAAGGCAGAGGUGGUGCUGGUGCGUCUGUGUUGCUGUCGCUACUAAACUGACAAAAGGAAGGGAAAUAUUGGCAUUUAAGUACAAUUGUGAUGUAUGUUCUGUUGUGUAUUGUUAUGUCCAUGCCUCUGUAUGUAUCUGUGUCCAUGUCUUAGCUCCUUCCACUCAACAACUAAGUGUUUGGCCACUAGUUUGUAUCAGUUAUAUUCCAUCCUACCAGGGACUACUUAGCUACAACUCUGCACCUAAGGAAACUAAAGGCUUGGUUUUUGAUAGCUAAGGAGCCAUGUACUCAUACAUUUUGCAGUUUGAAUACUAGUUAUCUUUACCUGUACGUAUAAUGCAUAUAAUUAUUAAACAUGUGAUUAAUAAUCAUUUAAGCUUCGCAAAUGAUGGGAACAAUACUAAAUCAAGACAAGAAUUAACUCAAAUUGACUUGAUUAAAUAAAGGAGUGCUUCAGGUGUUCUUUUGUUAGAAGUACAUAUUCUUAUCCUCACAAGAUCGCAACCUUGUUAUUGUGCCAAGGUUCACCCUCAGGAAAGUUACACUCAAUCUCAAGGGAAAAGUUGAGACUUGCAGUGUUGUAUAGAAUGAUUAAAGCUAGUUGUGUGGAACCACAUCCUUAAAAGCCAGUCAAGCAUCCCAUUCUACUAGUUGUGUGACUCCAGGCCCCAUAGUACCCAGGUGCUUAUCAUGAUGAUGCUACAUUGUAUGAGUAGAUAGCAUUAGGGUUUCAAAUUGCGGUUUUUAAUUGUAAUUAUGGCCACAAUAUUGCUUUUGCAAUGCUCACUGCAUUGCGUUUGUAGCAGCAAUUGCUGCCGUUACACUUAUGUUCUUCUUGCAAUCCUCGAUUGCUGUAAACUUUGACUGCAACUGCAACCGCAACCAGAAUUCAAAACCAUGGAUAGGAUUGAAGUGGGAAUCGAUAUAUUAUAUAUAAUGAUAUAUAGUUGCAGUUGCACCUGCCAAGGAAGAGAUGCUCGAAUUCCACUUACCCAACCUCAUUUAGUGGAGGAAAAAGUUGCUAUUGUUAGUGGUUAGUGAGAAGUCCCCUCUGCUGCUCUCUCAAUUGCAAAACCAAAGAACAUCCUAGCUCAUGAUCGUGCUAUGGGAAUUCUGUAGUUUUCGGUUAUAUACCAAUUCUAUUUUCUUUGGAUAACAUUUGAAAACCAACUAUUUUUCAUUUAUUUGAAAUUUGUAAUUUUCGUAUUAGAAUUUCUACCUCAUUGAUUGUUGCAUACUUUUUUUUCUGGUAUUAAUUUUAAAAAAUAACCUUAAUGGGGCAGGCUUUUUAUUUGGCAUUCCUCUUAUUGGACAAGGAUCUGACACUGAUGAUUCAUAUAUGUUUUAGGAUCCACUCAGCACAUCUGAUAUGAUACUACUUAGAGUAGUGAUAUAAGUCUUAAUAAAUAUGUAUUUGUCCUUAUAUCUUUGUGAAAGAUCUCUCUACAUGCAUUCAAGUGGUUCCUAUGUGUAGUUUAUAUCUUUCUCAUCUUCUCUGUCCCCUUUAGUUGUUUCCCAAUGCAAAUAGUCCUGGAAGUCAACAUCCAGACCACAUGACCUGUUAGGGAAAAUAAUUUUAUUGUUUGCAAUAUGUUGU